UGUGUGUUUUUUUUUUUAAGACUGCCUACAUGUUCAGUCUUAAAUCCACUGUUUAACAGACCCUGAAUGAAGUGAAUUAAGUGUAGAGUAUACAUUUUAUUAUAUUAAAUCGACCGGGCAUUUCAAACCGGAACAAACUACGUCACCUGGAAUCUUGCGCUUGCGCAACAUAAGUUCCAGGUUUCAGCAGCAGGGAGCUGGACAUGAAUAUCAGGUGCACACUACGUAGGCUCAGACUUGUUUAUUGUUUAUUAGAGACCAAUCCAGCAAGGAAGUUCUCCUCCACACAAUACAGUAUGGCGUCUGUUAAACACAAGAAUGCGAAAAGGAUAGAAGGACUAGACAAAAACGUAUGGGUUGCCUUCACAUCUGUAGCUGCAGAUCCCUCCAUCGUAAAUCUCGGUCAGGGUUUCCCAGACAUCCCUCCUCCAUCUUACGUGAAAGAUGGUCUUGCGCAGGUUGCAAUGGUGGACCGGCUCAACCAGUACACGCGUGGCUUUGGUCACCCAACUCUGGUGAAAGCCCUGUCUCAGGUGUACAGUAAGGUGCACAGCCGUCAAAUUGACCCUUUCAAAGAGAUCCUGGUGACGGUGGGAGGCUACGGCUCUUUAUUCAGCAUCUUUCAGGCCCUUGUGGAAGAGGGAGAUGAGGUUAUAAUAAUUGAACCGUUCUUUGACUGCUACAUUCCUAUGGUAAAGAUGGCAGGAGCCAAACCAGUUUUAAUACCACUUCGCCUUAAAUCCAGUAAGAAGGCAGACAUCAGCAGUGCAGACUGGGUUCUAGAUCAGGACGAACUUGCCAGUAAAUUUAAUUCCAAGACGAAAGCCAUCCUUAUUAACACUCCUAACAACCCCAUCGGGAAGGUGUUCAGCAGGAGUGAGCUGCAGGCUAUCGCAGAUCUCUGCAUCAAGCAUGACACAUUGUGCUUCAGCGAUGAAGUGUACGAAUGGCUCAUAUACAAGGGCCAUGAGCAUGUUAAGAUAGCGAAUCUUCCUGGCAUGUGGGACCGAACCAUUACUAUUGGCAGCGCAGGAAAAACAUUCAGUGUGACGGGGUGGAAGUUGGGUUGGUCAAUCGGGCCUGAGCACUUGGUCAAACACCUCCAGACUGUCAUGCAGAACACACUGUAUACCUGUCCAACACCACUACAGGAGGCAGUUGCGCGUAGUCUCCUGAUUGACUGCGAGCGAAUGGGGCAGCCUGACUGCUAUUUCUCCAGCCUAGCUGAAGAGCUGGAGGGAAAGAGAGACCGCAUGGCAGCCAUUUUGAAGCAGGCAGGGAUGUGUCCUGUAGUUCCUGAAGGAGGCUACUUUAUUAUCGCCGAUGUCACAGCUCUCAAUCAGGAUCUUUCAGGCAUGGAAGGUGAUGAGCCAUAUGACUACAAGUUUGUCAAGUGGAUGAUAAAGGAGAAAAAACUGGCAGCCAUUCCUGUAACAGCGUUCUGCGGGGAUGAAUCCAAAAAGCAGUUUGAGAAAUACAUCCGGCUGUGUUUCAUUAAGCAAGACAGUACGCUGAACGCUGCUGAGGUCAUUCUGAAGAACUGGAACAAAGCCUGACCCUGGAUGUCACAGCAACGCUGCAUUAGUCUUCAUCACUCAGUGCUGAAGGGGAGAUCCACAUCCCCUCUGAUGAACGUGUGCAGUGUGUAAUAGCAGUGUUUUUAGCCCUAAGUAAUGACAAUAGCACAACUCACAUUGACAACAAUUACAGACAACUACAACUGACCUUAUAUAAUGUCUACAGCAUCACAUGCUCUCAGAUAGAAGAUGUUACUAUUGCUAUAUGGAGACUGGUAAGCAAUGACAGAUAUCUGAAAGAAGACAGAUAACAGUAAUUGACACUGAUGCAAGAACGUUAACCUCUUUACCUGCUUGAGCAUAUUCAGUAGCAUCUGCCUUGUAGGAAUGUAUUAUUAGAUCAGUUGUAUUAUUAGAUCAGGCCUCUCAGCCCUUGUUUAGGGACAGAAACAGAGUUGUACAAGGGCUCCGCCCCUGAGGCUUCUGUUUUAACAUACUAUUGCUAUUUUUAUUGCAGUUGAUAUUUACAGAGUGUAUUCCCAAUUUUCUGGACAUUUUCCAUGGAAUGCAAAUGUGGACUACCAUUUAAUCUCAGUUUAAAUGUUUGGUUUGAGAACUGAAUAGUCUGAUCUAAUUAAAGGUCUUCCCACUAGACUGUUAAA
Molecule: messenger RNA, 2179 nt
Organism: Pangasianodon hypophthalmus (striped catfish)
Lineage: Eukaryota; Metazoa; Chordata; Actinopteri; Siluriformes; Pangasiidae
Product: kynurenine--oxoglutarate transaminase 3
Exons: 14
Coding region: 204-1556 (450 amino acids)
Biological process (GO): biosynthetic process
Cellular component (GO): mitochondrion; cytoplasm
Molecular function (GO): L-kynurenine:2-oxoglutarate transaminase activity; pyridoxal phosphate binding
Source: RefSeq, a predicted model, not a curated record